UUUCGGUUCAUUCUUCUUCACGUGUUGAAAAUGGCGGACGCAAUGCAGGCAUUCAACAACGUUCCACCACCGCCAGGGCCUCCUGUAGAUGCCAAUUCGGCCUUCGCUGACGCACUAAAGAGAGCAAAGGAGAUUGCGGCACGUAUGGGAUCGAGUAGCGCUGCGGCAGCUGAGGCUUCGGCGGAACAAGAAAUCAGUAAGAAAAGACCGUACGAGCUUGACGUUUUAGGUGGUGGGGAAGAGAUUCCUGCGAAGAAACCAGCAACCGAAGUGAGCAUGGAUGGAAAAGAUCCAAAAUCAAUAGCUAUGCAAGUGGCUGCAAGCCUAGCACAGAGAGCUGGACUUGGGUCAUUAGUUUCAGAAGACAUGAAGAUCCCCAACAAAUUUGUUGGAUUAAUCAUUGGACGUGGUGGAGAACAAAUCAAUAAAUUACAGUCAGAAACUGGUGCCAAAAUACAAGUUGCCCCAGACCCUCCCCCUGGGCAGAUAGCACCUCCAGAUCGACAUGUAUCCAUUAAUGGAACACAACAAGCCGUAGAGAAGGCAAGGAAUUUGUUAAAUAGGAUAUGCGAAGAAGGGAAGAUUCCAGAAUCUUUGGUAAGGAUAUUUGAGUGCUCUUUUUGUGUUGUGUGCUUCAUGUUUCAUCCAGCAGUUUGUUUGAACAAACUGUGUAACAUGAACAAUAUACCUGUUUUUCUUUGUAGAGCUGGACUUGGGUCAUUAGUUUCAGAAGACAUGAAGAUCCCCAACAAAUUUGUUGGAUUAAUCAUUGGACGUGGUGGAGAACAAAUCAAUAAAUUACAGUCAGAAACUGGUGCCAAAAUACAAGUUGCCCCAGACCCUCCCCCUGGGCAGAUAGCACCUCCAGAUCGACAUGUAUCCAUUAAUGGAACACAACAAGCCGUAGAGAAGGCAAGGAAUUUGUUAAAUAGGAUAUGCGAAGAAGGGAAGAUUCCAGAAUCUUUGAUGUCAUUACCAGUUGUUGCUCCUGGUGAACAAGUCAUUGAAAUGAUGAUACCAGCUAGUAAAGUUGGACUCAUCAUAGGUAAAGGAGGUGAAACCAUCAAGGCUCUUCAGGAGAGAGCUCAGUGCCGAAUGAUGAUGGUUCAGGAUGGGCCAUAUCUUAAUGCGCCUGAGAAGCCCCUCAGGAUAAUGGGAGACUCUAUGAGAGCACAGCGAGGAAGGGACCUGGUUCAGGACUUGCUAACUGAGAAGGAGCUUGAGGUCAGUGGCAACCCAACAAACAGGAACUGGCAGUUUCUUUCAGUCAUUGGACGUGGUGGAGAACAAAUCAAUAAAUUACAGUCAGAAACUGGUGCCAAAAUACAAGUUGCCCCAGACCCUCCCCCUGGGCAGAUAGCACCUCCAGAUCGACAUGUAUCCAUUAAUGGAACACAACAAGCCGUAGAGAAGGCAAGGAAUUUGUUAAAUAGGAUAUGCGAAGAAGGGAAGAUUCCAGAAUCUUUGAUGUCAUUACCAGUUGUUGCUCCUGGUGAACAAGUCAUUGAAAUGAUGAUACCAGCUAGUAAAGUUGGACUCAUCAUAGGUAAAGGAGGUGAAACCAUCAAGGCUCUUCAGGAGAGAGCUCAGUGCCGAAUGAUGAUGGUUCAGGAUGGGCCAUAUCUUAAUGCGCCUGAGAAGCCCCUCAGGAUAAUGGGAGACUCUAUGAGAGCACAGCGAGGAAGGGACCUGGUUCAGGACUUGCUAACUGAGAAGGAGCUUGAGGUCAGUGGCAACCCAACAAACAGGAACUGGCAGCAAAACAUGCCUGGAUUGGACUACAAAGGAAACCGACAUGAUUUGCCAAGAAAUCAACCUGGAAUGCAACAAUUAGAGGUUCCUGUUCCACGAGAUAUUGUUGGUUUUGUUAUUGGAAAGAGUGGUGAAACAAUCAAAAGAAUACAGGCAGAAACUGGAGCAAAAGUGCAGUUUAAUAUGAAAGAUAACUCAAAUGCACCUGAUCGAAUGGCAUCUGUCCAGGGAACACCAGAGCAGGUCCAGAAAGUUCAGAGCAUGAUUCAAGAAAUCAUAGAGCAGUCUCGGCAGCGAGGAGGUCCACCUCCCAGGGGUCCACCCGCCAACAUGCCUGGAAUAACCUCUGUUGAAUACCCAGUACCAGGAAAUAAGUGUGGACUUGUCAUUGGAAAAGGAGGGGAAACCAUCAGAGGGAUAAUCAAGGCAUGUGGUGCACACGUGGAAUUAAACAGAUCAAUUCCUGAAAGUUCUCCAACAAAGUGCUUUAUCAUACGAGGUACAGAUCAACAGAUACAACACGCCCAACAAUUAAUCAGGGAAAAGAUUGAAGGUGAGAGAGGAGGUGGAGGGAAUAAUUACAACCAAGGACAAAACUGGAACCAACCUGGCUGGAACCAGCAACCACAGCAGCAGCAACAACAGCAGCAACAAGGGGGCUGGUCACAGUAUGGUCAGUAUGGACAGCAGCAGCAACAAUUUGGUCAGCAGCCUCAACAGCAACAACCCCAGCAAUAUGGCCAGCAACAGCAGCAGUAUGGCCAGCAACAGCCUCCUCAGCAACAAGGCCAGCAGCAAGGCCAACAGCCAGGUCAAGCCCAAGGGCAGGCAGAUUAUUCUGCAGCAUGGGCAGCUUAUUAUCAACAGUUUUACCAACAGCAGGCUGCAGCAGCUGCAGGACAAGCAGCACCAGGUCAGGGAGGCCAGCCUGAUUACACCCAAGCCUGGGCAGAAUACUACAGACAGCAGGGUUAUUACUACCCCUAUCAGCAACCUGGACAACCACAACAACCUGGGGUACCAGCCCAACAACCACAGCCACAGCCACAGGGACCCCCAGGGGGACAGCCAGGAGGACCCCCAGGGGGACAGCAGGGACAACAGCAGUAGAACUGUCAACUGUCAAGGAAGAUGACGAUGUGUGACGGGAACGCUGUUUUUACGAAGAUCUCUUUUAUAACAAGGAUUUUGGUGUUCUUCACAUUAUAAUGAUUUUGUUAUAGGUCUUUGAUCCAAAAAUUAUAUCGUGUAUAAUAUUUGCAUUUUUAGUUUGCCUAUAUAGACUGUAGUGCUGCAUUUCUAUUAUAUUUAUGUUAGUAUUUUGUAAACAUUAUCUAUCAAGUCACAGGAUUUGACGUAGAGUAAAAACCACUGGGCAUAACAUUAAAGAACACAUUUCAUUUGUUGUGUGCAUUUGUUAUUUUGCAUCAAAUGACUUCACUUGCAGACACCUGCAGGCUCUCAUUGGAGGAUAAAGCCAUUAUGGAGUUGUCCCGGGAACAGGGCUCUAAUGGUGUAAAAUGUAUAUAAAAUCUGAUUGUAACGGGAUUAAUUAGAAAUAAUGCAUAAUUUAUCUCUUAUAGUCUGAUACUUAAAUCUUCAAAUAUUAAACAUGUUUACAGACUAAAUAGUUCACCUAACGAAUGCUUGUUAUACAUUUGAAGUUCUUGUACAUCUUUUCUAUUGUACCCUCAACAAAGAAGCAUUUGGAUGCUA
This is a messenger RNA of Orbicella faveolata, 3468 nucleotides long. RefSeq names its product far upstream element-binding protein 3-like. Lineage: Eukaryota; Metazoa; Cnidaria; Anthozoa; Scleractinia; Merulinidae. The record is from RefSeq and is a predicted model, not a curated record. Gene Ontology annotation, biological process: regulation of DNA-templated transcription. Gene Ontology annotation, molecular function: RNA binding.